Molecule: messenger RNA, 680 nt
Organism: Punica granatum (pomegranate)
Lineage: Eukaryota; Viridiplantae; Streptophyta; Magnoliopsida; Myrtales; Lythraceae
Source: RefSeq, a predicted model, not a curated record
AGUGCCGAACUUUGAAAGAAAAAGAAAAAGGCAGUAGAUAGAGAUCUCACCCACCCAUGAGGUUGCCAGCAACCACUGAGGCCGCCGACAACCUCGUGGAAGUGUUGCCAACAGCAACCAUAACCCUCAAAACUCCCCUGUCAACAGUGUUAGAACAAGAGAGAGUGCACCAACCCGUCCCAAGACGUCACCAACCAAUGGUCGUGAUUACCUCGUGGCCCAUGGCGAAACCACCACUCCCUUUUACCCCGAGUGAGGAGGAAAAUGAAUGCUGUAGAGAUAUGGGGGUGAGAGGUUUGUUCCCGGUCAUCAUCUACUCCCGUGAGGUUGUUCCAGCAGUCUCAAUGGUCACCGACAACCUCGUGGAGGUGGAGGUGGAUGGCGAAUGGCGGUGCUUCAGGGGGGCAGGGGUCACCGCCACCACUAGCCACCCCCAUAAGGACACCGACGACCACUAAAGCUGUGGACGACCUCGUCGGGUGAGCGGCAUCCCCCUACCACUAGAUCUCUCUUUGUUGCUGUUUUUUUUUUUUUGAUAUUUUAAAAUUGUAUUUUGUGUGUCACUUGCAUAGCGUUGAAAUUUUUUUGUCAUCUGGAUGAAGGUGUAACGGUGAGGUACAAUUUCCUCUCAUGAUAAUUGAGGAGGUAAAUAUUUCUAAAAGAAUAAUUCGGAGGAUAAA